Molecule: messenger RNA, 6190 nt
Organism: Cheilinus undulatus (humphead wrasse)
Lineage: Eukaryota; Metazoa; Chordata; Actinopteri; Labriformes; Labridae
Gene: irf2bp1
Product: interferon regulatory factor 2 binding protein 1
Exons: 3
Coding region: 301-1659 (452 amino acids)
Biological process (GO): regulation of transcription by RNA polymerase II
Cellular component (GO): nucleus
Molecular function (GO): transcription corepressor activity
Source: RefSeq, a predicted model, not a curated record
ACGUUUCAGCGUCCGUCGGGGAAGCAGUUGACAACAGCCGCCAAGAGCAGGCCGAAGUGGGCAAACAAAACAAACAAGGAAGAAAAGGCGAAAUUACUCCAAAGUUUGACUUUGCUGAAUAAAUUUAGAAUGUUUAACUUUAUUCUCAAGCAGUUCGAAGUCCGUUGAGCGUGGAAGUAGUUAGCAAAGAGAGGGCGUGCACCUGUCGAAGAUAAAUAGGUUAACGAAGCUAACGUCUGCUAGCACGUUAGCAAGCUAGCUGGCUCGCUUGGCUCAGGUUGGGUAGCUUGUUUUCCAGACAUGUCGUCCCCCUCCUCCUCCAGGCGCCAAUGGUGCUAUCUGUGCGACCUGCCAAAGAUGCCGUGGACUGUGGUAUGGGACUUCAGCGAGGUCGUCUGCCGUGGCUGCGUGAACUACGAGGGAGCUAACCAGAUUGAAUUCCUGAUCGCGAGCGCCCGACAGUUAAAACGGACACACGGGAUGCAGGAUGGAAACGUCAGGUCACCUGGUCCAUCUCCAAAUAAACACGGCACAUCUGGGCGAGGAGAGGGGGCUGCUGACGGAGGUAGGCCACACACAGACCGAUUUGAGCGGGGAGGAAGAGGAGAAGGUACAGGCUCAACGAUACGUGUGCCGCCGAAUGGGCUGCACCGUGACGGCCAGCCGCCUCCAGAAGUGAACCGUCAGAGUCCCAGCGGCAGCCGGAGACCUAUGCUAGGAGCUGCCAUCCCUCCUAAUCUAGUGACUCAAAGCAUUGCAGGGAUUCCUCAUGGGCUUCUUGCAGGCAUGCCUGCGGGUCUGACUGCCCGGACAGCCCCCAUGAGUAACCCUAUGAUCUUCCCUGCCCCUGUGCUGGCAGAGAUGAGCCGUAGACAGUUGGGUAUAGGGAUGGGGAUAGCCCCCUUCAUCACUCCAGAGCUGGAGCGAGAGCUCAGUUCAUCCCAGAACCAGCCUAAAAUACAGUCGCAGGUUCACACUGCUGUGGCUGGAAGCAGCGCCAGCAAAAGUUCGGGCCUGCCUUCUUCAUCCUCGUCUAUGGCUGGAGGUGUCAGCCAGACAAGCCCCAAACCUGCCUCCUCUCCAGCCAGGCAGCCACGCCCCCCCACAGCCAGAUCUGGAGGUGAGCCCCUGGGAUCCAGCAACUCUGCAGAGGCAGCAACCACUGCUGCAGCAUUACCCCACAGUGGUGCCUCAGAGCUGGGAUCUGCAUCUGCCAGCAACACCCAUUCAACGGGGAACACGCUUUCCUGCACCUUGUGUCAUGAGAGGCUCGAGGACACACACUUUGUUCAAUGUCCAUCAGUGCCAGGGCACAGGUUCUGCUUCCCCUGCACCAGAGUGUACAUCCAGAGCCGGCGGGGAGAUGGCGAGGUGUACUGCCCCAGCGGAGAGCGCUGUCCGUUGGAUAACUCUCCCAACAGUCCCCCUUGGGCCUUCAUGCAGGGUGAGGUCUCUACCAUAUUGGGCACAGGUGGGGCAGGUGCUGCACCAGCUCCUGCAUCUGCAUCUGGAGCUGGGAGCGGGCCUGGACCUGGACCCGGACCUGGACCUGGACCUGGAGCUGCAGGAGCAUCUGCUUCAGGGGCCGGGACUGGACCUGCAGGUGGAGGCGGAUCGUCGAGUGGAGAUGUCACUGUCAAGAAAGAGAGAGAAACGUGAUGAGGAUUUUUAUGGAAACCAGGACCCAACACAGCAACAGAGUCGUGUCACACAUCAGAAGGAGACAUCUGCACUGGACUGCGGCGAGAUCCAGAAGAGAAGCGACAAAGUGAUACACAGCUCAGAAAACCUCCAUUACACAGGUCUUUACUCACAGCGCCCAAUCUCAGUAACAUAAUCAGACCUCACCAGAUAUUUGACUAAUGUUGCAAAGACUGCCUUCACACGUCAUCUAUUCUUUUCUUUACUCUGCAAAAGUUUUUAUAUGUAUUAUGAAUGUGAUAACUUAUCCAUUAAUCAAACCACAUUUCCUCUCAUGCUCCAGCAACAAGCAGAGUUUUUUGUAAAAUAACGCCACAGUCAGAGAUUGACAAUCACUUAACAGCUGAACUGUGGCUACUUUUUGUGAAGUUCUGUACAGUUGAACAACUGAUAAGCCCCAAAAUGAGCUCAACAAGCUGGCUACUGUGUGUAGCUGGAAAUAAAUCUGCUAAAGUAAAGAAAACUUUCCUUGGAGUUACAGUUCUACUUUUCUGUGUACAAAAAUGACACCACUAUUAAAUACUAAUGAAAUAUCAGUCACAUGGCAACUUGAACAUGCACCUUAAGAUACCACCAGUGCCACUGAAAUGUCUCUGUAUGGUCACCAGUGUAUUCACAGAAAAUGGGCCUUUCUUGCUUUGGGAAGUUUACAUAUCUGCCAGUGUUAGCGUGUUAGCAGAAUUCUUUUAAAUGAUCUGAACUCUCAGAAAGUAGCCACAGUCCAGCGUUGAUUUUCACUGUAUCGUUGAUGUUGUGUCAGCACCAGAAAGCACAAGAGUUUGUUUUAAAACCUCCAACAAGUUUAAAAUAUGAAACCAUAGCCACGGUUGGCUGCACACAGAGGUCAGAUAUCCCACUGUUCAUGAUUAAACCCAGCCUGGUCUGAAAUGAAAGAUUUGGUAGUCAACCAUCUGACAGAAUGCCAAAUUAAAUUUCUGCUUUAAAAAUCAAAUUUAUAUUUACAACUGACAGAAAAUGUCGACUUAUAACGACAGCGUGUACCUGAAAUUUCCAAGACAUGUUUUUGUUGUUCCUGACUGAAUCUGUGUCCUGGUACACAUCUGAUUUUUUUUCAUGACAUUGGUUCAAACUUUACUGAAACACCAGAGCAGGCAAAACCAACAGGAGAUGUGGACUUAAUGCCAGUGGUGACAUUUCUCUGUGUGUCCUUGUUUUUUUUGUUCUUGAUAGCUUCACACGAAGCUGGCUUUGACUCAGAGAAAAAAAAUCAUUCAGUGAAUCUGUCAACCAGCCACAGACUCUCUGUGUUUAACUGUAUUUAAAUGUUGCUUUCAUACAAGAUCCAGCCCAGCCUACGCUUUACCACGAAUGUAUAUGAAAAGAUAUCUAUGAUAGGCCUAGGACUAUAUUUUAUACUAGAAUGUUAAAUGUUAUAUACUCUAUAGAUCUAUUAUAGUAUGUACGUGCAAUCCUUCGUCAUAGUAUAUGCAACAAUUUGGAAAAUGUAAUUAAAAGCAUUUGUGUAUCAUUUCUUAACCCUUUGUUUUCUAAAGUGAGAAUCCACUCAAAAGCAGAAAUGUUCACCUGUCAUCCUGAAAAGUUUAGCGUUUACAGAUUAGAUUUCCUAAAUUGGAGCAAGCUCCUUUUUAAGUGACACCUUGGAAAGGUUGAUAGCAGCUCUGAAAUCACCAACGCUGCAGUGAAAUUAGUUUGGUAGAUAAAUCAGUGUCAUUGCUUCUAAGAUUUGCUCUCUAUUUAUUAUCUGUAGUUAUCUUUAACUGCACAUCAUCCAGAGAGGCUCCACAUACUUCCUUUGUCUGUCAGUACGUUUACAUGAAGUUAGAAGUCAAGUUAUUGCGUUAGUCUAAAACUGGGCUUAAGAAUGCAUGUAAGCAUGUUAGCCUUAUUAAAAUAGAACUAGUUUAAAUUUCUCAAAGUCAGGCUAACACUUCAAGAGACGGAGAUGGAUUGACUUUACAUGAAUACACCUCAUUUGGACCCAAAUCAGACAAGGUGUUCUGCACAUGCUCCACAGUCCUCAAGAGGGUUUGAGAAGUUUAAAAGAACAAACACCAAGUCGGGCUGGGCAAUUAAUCAAAAUCUAGUUUAAAUUGCAUUAAGGCCUACUGCAACUUCUAAAUCACAGAAGGUGCAAUAUUUGUUUAACCUGAAAUGUGUGCCAGAAUAUCAGUUAGAUACAUAUGUUGCAGCAGAUGUUAUGCUCUACAUACUGUGCAAACAUUCAAGUUUCAAUUUCUAAGAAUAGUUUGCAGAAAAUCCUGCUUUACUUGUUUUUGCGUGUUUUUCUCAAUCAAAAGGAGAAUGGCAAGGAAAUGAUGACCACCUUGAUAGUGAUAAUUACAAAUAUUAAAAUCCAUCCAAUGUGAAUCAAAAUAAUCCCAGUAAAAUAUUUUUCAGAACCGUUCAGCCCUUGUUUAAUCUGUCUUAUCUGUGUUUGUCAUAACAGCAGGAUUUAUUGCUGUGUUUUGUCGAAAAAUACAUAAGAUGAGUAACCCUAGGAAAAAAAAUGAAUGAAAGAAACAAUUGCAAUUAUAUUAUUUUCCCAAAUUGUUCAGAAGAAAUGCUACAUAGGGCUAAAUGAUAUUGGAAAAAUUUACAUUGCAAAAUUUAUUCGCAUUUCUUUUAAUUAAAAAGGAAACUAAUCAAGAUCAAUGUAUUUCCUUUUAUGUAUAAUAAUUUGAACCCAAAUAUUAUAUAUUUUUUGUACCUGGAUCUUCUAAGUCCUCUUGUAGAUUUCAGAUAUACAGUGGGUCAGCCCUCUGACAGCAGCUCUGACACUUGCACAAAGAGGAGAGAUAGAGCAGGUGGACAGAGAGACUCGUUUCUUAAUAAACUUUAUAGAUAAACUCAUUAUUGUGUAACCGUAGAUUCAGUGUAACGUUUAGUCCUCAUGAUCAUUAGUGUGACUGAUGAUUUAACAAAAGCUCACUUUGUUUAGCAGAGAUUCUCCCACACUGUAGUGCAGAGCUGCAGCUGAAAAGUAAACAAUAGUAUGUCCAUGCUGUAAACAAAGCAUAUAUCAGUGAGCACCAGGACAGGGCACUGCAUAGAGCGAGAAUCCCCUCACCUAGGAUUGGACUCGUGUAAGUGAAGGUUUACUUCAAGCGUCAUCAGGUGUAAGCCUCACCAUUAGCAUGCAGGAGACACACAGGCUGCCAUGUGACUACUGCACACAUCGCCACCAUUGUUGAAAAACAAUAUUCAGUUCAGCCCCAAGUCUAAACAUAGCAGGAACUCUGUUGCCUGCCUUCAAAUAUCACCAAAGGAAAGCAGUAUGGCAUCUGUUUCAUUUGUAAAAACAAAAAGUUAAGCAGUAUGUCUGAAAUGUGCAGAGCUUUGAAGUUUUUCCAUAUUUUUACAUGCUUGCCGCAUGCUAUCUUGUUAGAAUUGUCAAAAGGAAGAAGGUCCAUCUUAGCUGAAAAAGGCAGUAUCUCCAUCUUUGUAGCAGAGGCAGACAUGCUAGUGUCAAUAAUUCAUUUUCCAAUUGUGCAUGUGUGCAGGGACAAGUACAGUAGUCCAGUUAAAAUGUAUGAUCAAGCUCUAACCAUAGCUUGGUUUUCUAUAAAUGUAAACGUAUUGAGUGAGCAGGACUUUUAAAAAAGAAAAACAUUAUUUAAUGUAAAAAAAAAAUCACUCUUUUUACAUACACAAAUGUAAAUAUGGUAUAAUGACCACAAAGAUGAGGACAGACAUUUCAAAAACCUACAACUAAAUUUAAGCGAGGUCCUAGGAUUGAAAUGAACAGGUGUGCUAUGUGAGAUGAUUCCAGUGAUGGGAAGCAAAGGAGUGAAUUUCAAGCUAAGACUGAAGUUCAACAUUUUAAUACACACAUAUUCAGGUCUUGAUUUUUGGGUGGAUUCUUCCUUUAUGUGCAGUUUGUACUCCUCAGUACAGAUGCACAGACAAACCAAAGGUAAAUUUAUGCCCAACUGAUGUUUCUGGAUGUAAAUGUUUUAUUAAAAAUAUAUAUUGCUAUAUUUCUUGGCCAGGUCUAAACUGGCUUUCUUCAUUAAACAGUUACAGGAAACAGGCCCACGCGGUCUACUGUACUUCUGGGAUGUUGCUUAUAAAAGUCUAUCGUAUUUAGCUUCUCUAUAUGAAGAACAUCCCUCAGAUCAGGUCUGUUAUAAAGAAAUCUCCUCGAAGAAGUGGAAUUUGAGUUGAAUAUGCACUGAUACAUCAUGCAAUCCCUUGUUAAGUGCCUUUUUCAAAUGUUUACCGUCUGUUUGUGUGUCUGGGAACCUCAGGGGAAGUAGGAGUGCAAUGGCUUUUUUAUUGUUCAGUCAAUGAUUAACCUGAAUCUGUUUCCCUUCUGUCGCCAUCAGACGGCUUUGCUUUUAUCUCAAGCUUUUGUAAAGUCGGCUUUCCGUUCAUUGUUUGAUACGCGCUCUCCCUGCAUCGCGCUGAGUUUUCCUUCAUUCAUGUGUCUGUUUUUAGACUUGUUGGUUUUAUUGCAGCUUCAUGUACAAAAUAGAAACCAGGAAUAAAAUGGGAUGGAAACUUGUAA